Malania oleifera is the source of this 775-nucleotide messenger RNA. RefSeq names its product dirigent protein 19-like. NCBI's taxonomy places the organism in Eukaryota, Viridiplantae, Streptophyta, Magnoliopsida, Santalales, Ximeniaceae. The transcript has a single exon. The record is from RefSeq and is a predicted model, not a curated record. Bases 40 to 735 code for a protein of 231 amino acids.
UAAACUUUGGUGGGCAAAAUUUUUCUAUCACAAUUCACAAUGGCCAAGUUUCACUCCUUCCUCUUCAUUUUCUCCAUCUCACUUUUUAUUUCGGUUUCGAUCGCCGAAAAAAAUGACAAAUUUGUCGAAGUUAAAAAGAAGGGAAUUCGAUAUCGAAGCGAGAAGAUUAGCGUCUUUGAAUUCUAUUGGCAUGAUAUUGUGAGCGGUUUGAACCGGACGUCCAUGACAGUGGUGCACCCGGCCUCAAAUGCCACGGCCACUAGGUUCGGCCUUGUGAAUAUGAUCGACAACCCAUUGACGGUCGGGCCGGGCCCUAAGUCCAAGCUAAUUGGACGAGCCCAAGGGUUUUACGCCUUGGCCUCGCAAGAGCAAGUUGAAUUAUUGAUGGCUAUGAACUUCGUCUUUGUUGAGGGCAAGUACUGCAAUAGUACCAUAACUGUGCUCGGUCGAAACCCGGUUUUCGACACUGAGAGGGAGAUGCCGGUGAUUGGCGGUAGUGGGCUUUUUCGAUUUGCUCGGGGCUAUGUUAAGCUCAAGACUCAUGACUUCAAUCCAACCACAAGAGAUGUUGUUGUUAAGUAUAUUGUUCGUGUGCUGCAUUUUUUAUGUUUUGGGCUUUAUUUUGUUGCACGCUUUUUUGAGCCACUAUUUAUGACACUUAAUAGUAUUGGAACUAUAAAAAAUUCAGAGUUUAUUUUGUUAGACACUUUUUUGAGCAACUAUUUUUUUAUUUAAUAAUAUAAUAAAGUAUGCUUAAAUUAAAAAGGGAAAAAAA